UAUUCAUUGCUCAAUUGCAAUCCAUUGAAUUCAAAGCAACAUCGUUCUUACGAUUGAAGAAAAAAUAAUAGGAAAUAAAAGCAAAUUUCGAUUGUAGUUCAUAUUUUCAUUCGAAUUACGAUUGAUUAUUCUAUUUUGUGAAAGAAAUACAUAGUACGUACAGAAAAGAAACACACGAAACAUUUAAGUGAAAAAAGAAAGUGCGAUCAAAUUGUGGAAUUUAAUUCUAUCAUUUUUUGUGAAACAUUCUUAAACCGUUGCAAACUCAAACGGUUUUAAAAACGAUAUUAAAAGGCAAAUAAAUUGUACAAAACAAACCAUUUGACCAUUUCAAUGAUCAACAAACAACAAGCAAUUCAACAAGCAAUUAUAUUGAACACUUCAAUUCCAGUAAUUUGAAAGGAAAAGAAAGAAGAAAGAUAAAAUAACCAAGUGAACUUUGCAACGAAAAUCAACAUUUUUUUUUUAAACAGAAAACUAUAGGCGUGAUAUUAUUCCACAUUAAUAAAAAGCGUUUACAUUUUAAGUGAACCAAUUAUUAUUUCUGGAAGUUACAAACUAAGCAAAACAAAUCGUCAAAAUGUCGACUGAAAUUUUUCAUUCAAAUAAUAAUCAUCAUCAUUCAAAUAACCAUUACAACUGCAUACCAAACGGAUCUCAUCGCGGUUCAGAUUUAUCAGAUUUGUCCGAUUUUGAUAUUGAAGAAUUGAUCAGAAUGCAUAAGUUGUGCCGUCAAGUUUCAAUUGAAUCGCCGGGACCAGUUGUAAAAGACUGCGUUUUCUCAUUCGUUGUACCAGUUCCUGAUACACCCGAAAACGGUGCUCGUGUUAAGGUUGUGUAUGCCGGUGCAUGCUAUCGUCGUCAAAAGUCACCAUCUAUUUCGAGUAUGUCGAGCAUAUCAUCGGAUUUGAGCGAAUUGGCUCAACAAAUGGCUGGAUCACCACAUAGUUCGGCCGCAUCACCAGCUCAUCAUGGAUAUCGUGAUGGUGCAUUGUUUCCCGGUUUUGAAGUGGCUGGUGUCAUUGAAGAGCUCGGUCCAGGCGUCUCACAAAACAAAGAAAAUGGCUUCUAUGUUGGCCAACGCGUUGUCCUCUAUCCAUUCGAUGAUUGUCCAAAUGGAUAUGCUGAAUACAUUGUUGUUCCUGAUUUGAAAUAUUUGAUUCCUAUUCCCGAUUCAUUUCCAUUGAGCGUUGCAGCAAUGCUUCCAACUGGUGCUCUUUUGGCCAUGAACACCGUUUUCGAGGCCCAAGAAAUUCUAUCGCAUUUGCUUAAAGAACGUGAAGCCGCUUAUGCAGCAAAUCCAGAAACAUCACCGCCACCAUUGUGCCGAAUUUUGAUUGUUGGCACCGGUGGUCUUGCUCUCUGGGCAGUACGAAUUGCUGCCUAUCACUUCCAUCAAUUAGAAUCCAGCAAAAAAGUCCAAAUCACCGUUGCCAGUCUACGCGAUGAAGGUUUCAUGUUGGCUAAAGAUUUUGAAAACGUGAAUGUAGUUCAGUGGAGCGAAGAUUUGUACGAAAAACAAUUGAUUGAGCGAACAGUCGAUGCUUGCGGGGGUGCCGUUGAUAUUGUUAUCGAUUUUGGAACAACAUCACGCAGUUUGCACCGUUCGAUUCAGUGCUUAAGCAAAGGCGGCGUUGUUCUUGUCAGCGAAGAAGUUGGCGAAAAAUUAUUGCCAAAAUUCUCCAGUUUGGCCGACAAACGUGAAGUAAAAUUGCGUUCAGUGGCCGACGGAACCAUCGAACAAUUGAAACAAUUAGUGGAAUUGGUAUCAUCACAUGAGAUUGAACCACCACCACACUCUGUGUUCCCAUUCGACGAUGCACAAGAAGUCGUUCGCAAAUUAUGCCAUUCAGAGAUUCCCGGUCGUGCUAUCUUGAAAUUCCAUGACAUUGAGUAAUUUGUUUAAGUAUAUUUUCUAUAGCUACAAGAACAGCUUAAAUAGUUUAUAACAAAAACAUCAUCUAUUCACUUAUACUUGCGCAUACACAACAACAAUAUAAAAAAAAGAAACGACAACAAAAAAUCGAACGUCAUUGCUGCGGGAGAUGCAUCACUAUCGUGUUCAAAAUCAUUGGCAUUGUGGUUAUGUGGUGCACAUCAAAAAUCAGCGCACAUUACUCUUGAAAAUGAAACAAAACCCAAACAAAUUAUCUACAAUCACAAUUGUGAAGCACUCCCCCGUUAUUUAAAAAUCACAACAACAGCCCAAUGUCGUAGAAUAAUGCGAACAAUUAUUUACUACAUACAAAUAAUCCAAUUACAUUAUAAUAAUAACACUGGUAUUUGAAUGAGGUAGCAAGAUAAAGUGUGUGACUGUUUAUUAACAGACACGGAAUUUCCGAUAACGCAUAUUGUCAUUGUUUACAAAUGUGCUAAUUACAUGAAGAAACGAGAAGAAAAAAACACACAUCAACCAAAACAAACGAUGACAAAGAGACACACGCGGACACUAGAGAUAAACGUGAAGUCAUUGGUUUGCGCGAUAAUUUUUACAGCGAUACAUCGAUAAUCACGGUUUUUUGAAUUGCGAUUAAAAAUUUUAAUUGUAAAAAUUUGGUGAUGUCAUGUCGCAAGCGCAUCAUUGUUGUUACUAUUUGUUUGCAUUGAUGGAUUUUCGUUGAGCUUUAUGCGUACUUUCACGCUCAAUCUUGACUGAUCAACAAAAUCCAAUCACAUUAUUAAGAUCUGCAUUUUUACGAUAGAAACCAUUAAUAUGUUCUUUAUUUUCCUCUCACAUUUCAAUAUACGAACAAAUGUGUCGAUAUGUGUGUUUGAACAAUCAAAUAAUCGAAUUGACAAAUAGUACACCAUAAUUUCGUUGCGACAUAUAGAGAAAAAAAAAACAACAGCACACAUUUUUGAGCAAAUAAAAAAGAAAUCAUUAAUUAUUAUAUUGUUAAAAUUAAAUGAAAAACUACGUUUUACGGUGUUUUGAAACAAUAUCCUAUAUUUUUUGAAUGUUAAUUUAAAUUGUAAAAUAUGAAAAGAGUAAUAUCAAAUCCAGACAAAAAAAAACUUUGUAUGUCUAAUUAAAUUAGAAGCACUCAUAUCGCAUCACCGAUUGGGUAUCGAUCCUUUUAAAUUGGCUAAUCUAUUUAACGUAAAAACACAAAUUAAAACCAAAAAUUAAAUGUAACCAUUAUAUAUUGGAGACGAAAAGAGAACAAGAGAAUCAAAAGUGAAAACGAAUGUUUAUGGAUCCAAGUUUUGUGCUUUUUGGGUACGCAACACAAUUUAUUGAUAGAUAUUUAGGUUUCAUCCUUUAUUUUUUUUUUGUUUGAUACAUAUAUUUUUUUAAUUCUUAGACGAUAAUUUAAUUUAUGAGUACAACAAAAACCUACAAAUUAUUAAGAAAAAUCGGCGUUGAAGUUCAACAGACCGAUUGACUUUCAAUUUAACUUUUUCCAAAAUGAAAAUCUUUUAAGAUUUUCAAGACGAUCUCAACAAUUUGAGCUAGAUCUUUUAUUUUGAUCAACUGAAGGACGAUAUUUGUUGAACUUCAACCCCUCUCCCCUCCCACAUACACACACAUAGAGAGAACAUUGAGCAGACUAAGAAAAGAAAUAGAAUUCAAAAAUUAUGAAAAACAAAAAGAAACAAGAAAAAAAAA
Contarinia nasturtii (swede midge) is the source of this 3610-nucleotide messenger RNA. RefSeq names its product zinc-type alcohol dehydrogenase-like protein C1773.06c (gene Drat). The record is from RefSeq and is a predicted model, not a curated record. Gene Ontology annotation, molecular function: oxidoreductase activity. Lineage: Eukaryota; Metazoa; Arthropoda; Insecta; Diptera; Cecidomyiidae. The transcript is spliced from 5 exons. The coding region runs from base 581 to 1897 and encodes 438 amino acids.